Molecule: messenger RNA, 492 nt
Organism: Purpureocillium lilacinum
Lineage: Eukaryota; Fungi; Ascomycota; Sordariomycetes; Hypocreales; Ophiocordycipitaceae
Molecular function (GO): acyltransferase activity, transferring groups other than amino-acyl groups
Source: RefSeq, a predicted model, not a curated record
AUGGCGCAAUCACCCCACUCAACUGCGCCAGGGACGACGAUACGGAGAGCGCAAAGCAACGACGUGCCCGACAUUAAACGAAUGGUCACUGCGGCGUAUACAAAAUACAUUGACCGCAUCGGCAAGCCACCGGCGCCCAUGCUCGCCGACUACGCCCAGCUGCUGCUCACGCACGACGUCUUCGUUCUCGUCGCCGACCAAGCCGGGGCGGUGGUCGGCUCCAUUGUCCUGAAUGCCAGCGAGGGCCAGGACUCUGUCCAGAUCAACAACCUGGUCGUCGAUCCGGCGGCGCAAGGGCGGGGAUAUGGCAAAGCUCUGAUGCGGUGCGCCGAAGACUUUGCGCGGGCGAGCAGCCGCACGGCGUUGGAGCUGUUCACCAACGUCAAGAUGCACGAGAACUUUGCGCUGUACGCCAAGAUGGGGUUCGAUGAGGUAGGCAGGAGGACAGAGGACGGGUAUGAGCGCGUGUUCUUCCGCAAGGCGCUGGUAUGA